AUGCCGCGCUUGUGCUCGUGGCUCGUAGCGCUCGCGCUGGUGCCGCGCGUCGCUGCGUUCCAGACGUUGCACAGAAGACCGCUGCGGCGCGGCGCUGCCAUCGCUGCGGUCGACAAGCCCAUCGCUGCGGUCGACGAGGCAUUGCCGGGCGACUACCAGCGAGGCCUCAUCACCAUCGGCAGCAUCACCGUCGUCUUCGCGUCGAACUCGCCGGUGCUCCACGCCGCCGCCACGGGCGCGGCCGCGCCGCCGGUCCUGCUCCUCAACGCGUGCUGCGCGGCGCUCGCGCUCGCGGGCCUGCUCGGCGCCGGCCCGCUGCUCGCGCCGCUCGCGCCGACGCGGGCCGCGGCCGCCGCCGACGCGGGCCGCGCCGACGAGGCGCUCGCGCUCCGCGGCGGCGUCGAGUUGGGUCUGUGGAAGUUCCUCGGCGCGACGGCGAAUCUCUACGGCCUCUCGCUGACGUCCGCGGACCACGGCGCGUUCCUCAUCCAGCUCACCACGCUCAUCGUGCCGCUGGCGCAGGGCGCGCGCGGCGUGCCCAUCCCGCGGAGGAUCUGGCUCGCCGUCGCGGCGGCGCUCGCCGGCGUCUUGCUGUUCACCCGCGACCCGGCGGCGGCCGCGACGGCCGCGUCGGACGCCGGCGACGCGCUCUGCGUGCUCGCCGCGGUCUUCUACGCGACCUACGACCUGCGGCUCUUCGAGUGGGGCAAGGUCGUCGCGCCCGUGGACCUCAUCACGACGAAGAUCGCGACGCAGGCCGCGCUGUCCGUCGGCGCGGCCGCGGCGUUCUACGUCGACUACGCGCCGCAGCUCGGCGCCUUCGCCGCCGCGGCGACGCCCGAGAGCCUCGCGCUGCUCGCGGCCGCCGCCGCGUGGUCCGGCCUCGCGGUGAACGCGUUCGCGUCCAUCCUCCAGGUGAGCGGGCAGCAGGCCGUCGGGCCCGCGCGGGCGCAGGUCGUCUACGCGUCCCAGCCCCUCUGGGCGGCGCUCCUGUCGCUCGUCUUCCUCGGCGAGACCGUCGGCACCGAGGGCGCGAUCGGCGGCGCGCUCUUCAUCUUCGCCGUCUUCCUCGCGGCGACGGCGCCGGACCCGGACCCGAACUGCGCCGCCGACGAGUGCGAAACACCGGCCUUCGCCAACGCGCUCACGGCCAUCGUGACGACGCACGAGGCGCGCGUGGAGCGCUGCGGCCUCGCGAACGCCACGGUAGACCGCGUCGACGCGGGCACGGAGCUCUUCGAGGUCGCGCACGAGCCGCUCGUCUGGGUCCGGGACCGGCCGUCGACGGACAGCGACAAGAUCAACUUCAAGUGGCGCGGCGAGCGCGUGCGCGUCGUGCCCGGCGUGCGCGAGCGCGGCUGGCUCAAGCUCGCCGACGGCAGCGGCUGGCUCCUCGAGGACGGCCGCGCGCUCGGCUUCGGCCGGCUCCUCCGCCGCGUCGCGGCGACGGCGCCGCGCGCGGCGGUGAGCGCCAACGACGCGCUGAAGCGCACGGUCUACGAGCUCUUCGACUCGCCGCCGUGCCGCGCGCCGACGCUCGCCGCGUGCGACGCCAGCGAGCCCGCGAUCGCGCGGGGCCUCGCGCUCGUGCGCCGGAGCCUCGCGAGCGCCGGGCUCGGCGGGCCCUUCCUCGAGCGGCCCGAGGCCUGGACGGGCACCGUGGACGUCCUCGAGCGCGCGGACCAGUGGCGCUUCGAGGACUACGUCGAGAAGAACGCGCCCGUGCUCCUCCGCGGCGCGCUCGCGGACUGGGCGCCCGUCAAGAAGUGGACGGACGCGUACGUGCGUAAAAAGUGCGGCGGCGCGCGGCCCAUCUCCGUGCGCCGCGCGACGACCGCGGACGUGACCAAACGCGACGGCAAGACCCUCUUCGGCCGCCCGGACAAGGCGAACCUCUACGACGACCACAAGGUCGCGCUCGCCGACUACCUCGACGACGACCCGGACCGGCCGUACUACGCGGCGCGCGUCGACGUCGGCCGCGAGCUGCCCGAGCUCCUCAAGGACUUGGACGCGGCGGGCCCGCCGGGGGGGCUCCAGAGCGCCUUCGGGCCGCCGAUGCCGUCGAACCCGAUCCUCUACUUCGGCCGCGGCUCCGACCCGCGCGGCGAGCUCGACGGGCUGAUGCUUGGACGCGGCGUGUUCGCUCGCGACAACGCGACGCCGACGCACUUCGACCCCGACGAGAACCUCUUCUGCAUGGUCGACGGCGCCAAGGUCGUCACGCUCCACCACCCGGGGGACGGCGACUGCCUCUACCCCUCGGGGGACCGCAACGCCAAGUCCGUCUUCUCCCUCGUGGACCCGCGGCUCGACGGCGCCGAGAUCGCGGCGCGGUUCCCGAAGACCGCGGGCGCGCGGCCCCUCGAGGUCACGGUGCGCAAGGGCGACAUGCUCUACAUCCCCCUGGGCUGGUGGCACUUCAUCCGCGCGCUGCCGGGGCGGAACAUGUCCAUCAACUACUGGUACCGCCUCAGCGCCGCGAAGACGUCGAGCGACGGGCUCCUCCGCGAGUUCGAGCGCCUCUACGUCGCGAAGCGGCCGCCGCGCAAGUCCCAGCGGCCGCCGGCGUUCGCGCUCAUGGCGUUGGCCACGUGGAAGCCCGGCGGCACGGACUUGGAGAAGAUGGCCGCGGCGAAGAGGCGCGCGAAGUCGCCGUUGGAGAGCCACAUGCCGCGGAACCAGGCGUCGUCCGUCGCGUCGCCGGCGACGGCGCCGCGCGCGGACUCGGUCUGGAACUCGGGCGGGCAGCCCGACGCGCAGAGCGUGGCCGGCGCGUUCGCCCCGGGCUGGCACCAGCCGAUGCGCAGCGCGACGAAGGACGCCUUCGGGCGCGUCGGCGCCAGGGCCCGCGCGAGCUCCUCCAUCGCGAGCUUCGCGGCUCCGUGUCCAGGAGGAUCGCGCGCGAUGUUCCGCGGCCUCGUCUUCUCGGCCUUGCUCGUGACGAGCGCCUUCGCGGGCUCCGUGCUCUACCUCCUCCCCUGCGCCGUCGUGCUGCUCCCCUUGGGCGCCGUGGACACGUUCCGGUCCUGCGUCCAGCUCUGCCGGUGGUGGUGGUUCAGCUUCGCCGGCGCGUGCGUCGAGUACGUCGGCGGGACGCGCUACGAGCUCACGGGCGACGACGUGCCGCGGAGCUUCGGCGACGACCGGUGCGUCCUCGUCGUGAGCAACCACCACUGCCGCCUCGACUGGCUCUUCCUCUGGCCCGUGGCGUGCCGCCACGGCCGCGCGGGCGCGCUCCACGUCAUGCUCAAGGACUCGCUGAAGCACGUGCCGCUCUUCGGCUGGGCCAUGCAGGCCUUUGGGUUCUCGUUCCUCGGGCGCGUCGACCGCGCGUCCGACGUCGCGACGAUCCGCGAGCGGCUCCGGGCCGCGCAGACCGCGGGGCCCGCGUACGCGCUGCUCUUUCCCGAGGGCACGGACCUGUCCCCGUCGAACCUGAAGAAGGCCCGGGCCUACGGGCUCACGCUGGACCCGCCGCGGCGCUGGAACCACGUCCUCGUGCCCAAGGGCGCGGGGUUGGCCGCGGCCAUCGAGGCCCUGGGCGACGACUUGGACGCGAUCUACGACGUCACGAUCCGCUACGACACCACGUCGGGCGAGCGGCCCGACGAGAAGGCCAUGUGCCUGCGCGGCGUCUUCCCGCGCAAGGUCCGCGUCCACGUCGCGCGCGAGCCGCGCGACAAGCUGCCGCGCGCGAUGCGCGUCGGCGACCCCGCGGCGACGAAGCUCUGGUUGCUGGAGAAGUGGGCCCUCAAGGAGGCGGCCGUGGAGAGCCGCGGCGAGGAGCUCAAGCCCAAGGUGUCGGACCCGGACGGCACGGGCAAGAGCUUCUACCACUUCGUCCUGGGCUCCGGCGUCGCGUACGCGACGGCCAAGGGCCUCUGGGCGAGCGGCGGCCUCCGCGCGGCCGCCGCCGCGUCCUGCGUCGCCUGGUCGGGGCUGGCGCUCUUCGGCGGCCUCGACGACGUCGAGAUGGCCAUCGCGAAGAAGAAGCGCGCCGAGAAGUAA
Molecule: messenger RNA, 4011 nt
Organism: Aureococcus anophagefferens
Lineage: Eukaryota; Pelagophyceae; Pelagomonadales; Pelagomonadaceae
Exons: 7
Coding region: 1-4011 (1336 amino acids)
Cellular component (GO): endomembrane system
Molecular function (GO): acyltransferase activity
Source: RefSeq, a predicted model, not a curated record